Phycomyces blakesleeanus NRRL 1555(-) is the source of this 1929-nucleotide messenger RNA. RefSeq lists its product as hypothetical. Bases 1 to 1929 code for a protein of 642 amino acids. The transcript is spliced from 5 exons. Lineage: Eukaryota; Fungi; Mucoromycota; Mucoromycetes; Mucorales; Phycomycetaceae. The record is from RefSeq and is a predicted model, not a curated record.
AUGACGAUUACACAGAAUUCUCUUUUGAGAACGACAACCAAAUUAUCUAUCUUUCUGUCAGAGUUGACAUUGGUGAACAAAAGCGGUAGUUAUAAGCAACCAAUGUUUAAGAUAGUGAAUAUACUUGUAGAAGAUAUUACUGGACAACAGGCAUCUAAGACAUAUUAUUUUACAAGUGUCAGAAAAGAAAUAUCAGAUCGAGACUUGACAUUUCUAUCCUCUUUAUUCUUUUAUCUUCGUUUACGAUUCCCAGUGGGUUUCACCAAUUUUGGCUGUGUUAUAGCAUUGGAAGAACAACCCAGAUCGAAAACGACACACUGUCAAGAAUUUGGGCAAAACAAAAAUAAUAGUCAACACUCUGACACCAGAGCAGGAUUGAUUGUCAUAGUUGUUUUUAUAUAUCUACCAAUUUUCAUUUUUUUAAUUGACUUUUUUUUCAAAUUGUUGGAAUCAUCAUUGCAAUCAUCUUCACAUCUGCGCCGAAAUCACUCAAGAUUGUCAGCAUCUCCAACUACAUCUCAAUUGCCUGUACCUCUGUUAUCGUCUCCAGUUCUUUUCUCCUUCUCUGAAGGUGGUUCUGGUGUUUUACCAUCAACUUCGCACUUUUUUGUCCCAGUUUCAGACCUUUCUUUUUCUGCUUUGCCUGCUCCUGGUUCCCACGAAAUUUUUUUUCAAGCUCCUCCAACAAUGAUUGGUUCCCAAAAACAGGUGAUUAAUUCCACUGGCCGCCCUACUCCCACUGCUCUCAUUUUGUCUGGCCUCAAGGCAGACUUUAAAAAAUUGCACAAUGUUUUGUCCUGUUCACAUUGCCAGACUACAGGCAAAAUUGUUUCUAAUGGGUCUACUUCUCGUACUGGUAGCCCACAGUUUAAAUGCAAAUGUGGUGCAACAUUUACUGCUUCAUCCAUGCAAUCUUUGAUCAAUGCAGUCCAACACAAAAUUCCUGAAGUUCAUUCUGCAAGUGAGCCUGUUGUGUCUCCUUCUGUUUCCAUCUUGGGUCAUAGUAUUUCCAUGGCAGAUAUCCAUGAAAUUGAAUCUGACAUUGCACCUGUUCUUCCAACUGUAAUGCCCACUCUUCAGGAUAUUUGGGACCGUUUCCAGGCUUAUGAUGAACGUCUUUCUGCAUUGGAGGCUGUUCAAAAAGAGAACAUUGAGUUGCGUAAGGCUCUUGCUACUGCAAACGCCACUAUUGCACGUUUGACAAAGGAGAAUGUUGAUUUUUCUGUUGGUGCUGCAGCAUCCAAAUAUGCUACUAUUGCUGCCUCUGUUCCAGUUGUUUCUCAGGCUGAUUUUCCAUCACUUCCUGCAUCCCCGACCCAUCAUUCCACUGAACCCACCAAGACUUUCGUUUCUAAAACACCACGUAAAAGGGCUCCAACUGCUAGGGCCAUUGCUGCUGUUGUUCGUGGCAUGACAAUUAAAGAAAAUGCUGAUCAGGGGUUUCAAAUUGUUUAUGUACCUAAUGCUAUCCGUCUCCCCAUUAGUACUCAACGUCAACGUCUUAGGAAAUUAAAGAUAGACAAUGCACGUGUGCUGGAUCUCCACUAUCCUGAUCGUAAGGUGAUGGGAAUGCUUGUACAUAAUGAGUAUGCUCCUGAGCUCAAGACUAUCUUGGCGAGUUAUGGUGUUACUACUUUGGAUAACUUUGAUCCUCUGGACCCUGUUCACCUCCGUGACCCAGCUCUGGCCUCUCUUUCACUUGAUGAUAGGGCAACAAAAGCUAUACAUGUUCACAAUGAUCGUAUGCUACGUGCCAUUGAAUUCAUUAGGGCUCCUGUCAAGUUUGCUGUUGCACGUUCCUUUUGCUCUCAGGGAUGGAUUAGUGAUGACCAACUAGCUGAGAUUGUUCCCCCACGACCCACCAAAAAAGACUUGGACAUCUCUAUACAUACUGCCAGCAUCACCAUCCCUUCAUUCUCUGAUCUAUGA